Aspergillus lentulus is the source of this 1089-nucleotide messenger RNA. RefSeq lists its product as uncharacterized. The record is from RefSeq and is a predicted model, not a curated record. Lineage: Eukaryota; Fungi; Ascomycota; Eurotiomycetes; Eurotiales; Aspergillaceae.
AUGGCGCAAAGCGCCGUUGGCAGGCUCUUCCGCUGCCAGAACAGCAGCUACCUGCGUCAAUCCAUUGGAUCUAUUACACAAUAUCGUACAUAUUCGCAUAAUGCAAUUCCCACCUUCCCUCCGACAUCCUCCCCCGAACUAGACCAGGCCCUCAAACGUUUCCGAGAAGAGCUUUUCAUACCUUUUGGCUUGAAUACCGAGCAAAGGAGGUUAAUGUUUCGACGGAAAUAUGCGGAGAAACUUGAGCAGCAACCAGUGACGGUAAAUAUUGGCGACAACGAUGAGCCUUACCAACUCCGGCCCAUGGAUCCGCUGUCCAGACCACCAAAGAAAGAAUUCAAGGAUGUUGUCUUGCUCAUGAAGACCAGGAAAGACUGGCAGAACCUUGCACCUUUCCUUGGCGGGCUACAGACGUCGAAGAGACCAUUAAGCCUCGCGAACUGGGAGUGGACUGUGCGCAAAGCUGGUGAGGCCGACGCACUCGGUGCCAUCCUCGAAUGUGCGAAGCAAACGGAACGGACCGGUCUUCGAUUGGACAACAACGGGAUCGUCCAGCGUAUCUUCUUCGAGCUCCACAAGAAAGCUCAGAAGGAGCAGUUCAAGGAUCCCGCAGUCUCCAAGGCUCUUGGCAUGGCUAAGCAGUUUGCCGCGUUGAUGGAAGCUCCGGAGCAUUCCCGGAAUGUCCAGAACAUAAAAGAAGAUCCCAAACGACAACCCUUUGUCAUCGGUACUCUUCUUGAGCUUAGCGCUGCUCGUGCUGUGAACGAACUGGGAGGCAAGGAUGAGUCCGGCGAUGUGUAUGCCUAUGCUCAGCGCCUCAUGGCGAACUGGGAGGCAGGCAACUUUUUCCGCGAUGUCACGGAUUGGUUUACAGUCGAUCGCAUGCUCCAGGAGAACGUGCCUAUCUACAACGGAAUUACGCUCGCCCUUCAGGUUGAGGGCGUCGCAAAUGACAAAUCUGUGUCUGGUCCUCUGAAGAGACGCCUGAACCACUUGCGUCUAUUGAUUGCCAACCAUAAGGAAAUGGCCCCCGAGAAUGUCCAGCAAAAGCCGACACUGGGCUAUCAACAAAGCCAGCUCCUGCAUUAG